AAGUAUAUGUUCUUAUAGUAGGUACUGCGCUAAUUCAUACUAUUUGAAUCACAGUCACCAAUCAAUAAUACAAUACUCAAAUUACAUUAUAAAAUCUUCAUAAGUAUCGAAUAGUUUCAAAACAGUUUUUUUUUCAAAACUUAUAAUUUAACAUUCUGAAUCCGAGUUUAUUUUUUUGAUAAAUUAACAUGUAUUUGAAAAGUAUACUGUUUUUUUGCAUGGCGUCAUUCUUUUUCCAAUGUCAAGGUGUCCCCCCAACUGAAGAACAGAUUAAUAUGGUUCGAGAACUAGUCGCGUCAAAAGUGGGGCAUGAUGGCAAAAUGGACUUUAGUCAAUUACAAGAAGUAGCAGUCGAAGUAGGACUAACAAUCAACGAAAAUUGUUUUCGAUAUACAAAUGACGAAGCUGUAAUCUUCAUCCUAUCGUUUACAGCUAACACAAAUCAAAGUUUAAUUAGCUUUGUUAGAGAUAUAGUCAAGCGAAAUUUGAAGCAAGAUCGCGCCGUAAAAUUUGAUAGAAUAAAAGCUAUAUUUUACCAAAUAGCUAAUGAAGCUGACAUGACAGAUGAAAAUAUGGAUAUGUUUGAAAGCCUAGAAUCACAAUCAGACCGUAUGUUUCAUAAGGAUGAUGUGAUGACCUAUGCCCUAGCGUUUGCUGCUACAAAAACACCGAAAUUAAAGGCAACAGUAAAAAGUGUGAUCCAGAGUUAUAAUACUAGUAAUUUGAAAAGCCAUAGAGAUAUCAUAGCAAUAUGCAGGAUAAUAGCAGAUGCAGCGCCGGAAGUAACCAUAGGAGUACCCAAAUAUGAGCACUUCAUAAAAUAUUGGAAAAAUGGGAGAUUCACAGCGGAAACAGUUGAAAAUAUCAUCUUUCGAAGUUCGGUUUCUUCAUAGUUUGAUUAUAACAUUAACUGUUCUCGAAUUACUGCAUGUAUGUAAUAUUUCACAUACUCACAUACAAAUGUAGAUUUGAUUGAUUAAUAUACUAUUUUGCUCUUAU
Molecule: messenger RNA, 999 nt
Organism: Adelges cooleyi (spruce gall adelgid)
Lineage: Eukaryota; Metazoa; Arthropoda; Insecta; Hemiptera; Adelgidae
Exons: 7
Coding region: 189-893 (234 amino acids)
Source: RefSeq, a predicted model, not a curated record